Messenger RNA from Aspergillus niger, 846 nucleotides. RefSeq lists its product as uncharacterized. The record is from RefSeq and is a predicted model, not a curated record. Bases 1 to 846 code for a protein of 281 amino acids. The transcript has 9 exons. NCBI's taxonomy places the organism in Eukaryota, Fungi, Ascomycota, Eurotiomycetes, Eurotiales, Aspergillaceae.
AUGCAUCCAUCGUUAACAUUAUCUUUAUCUCUCCCCCAACCUCGCCCUUGCUGGACAAACGAACCAACACCGAUGCCUUACUGGGUCACUGCCAUCUCGGGUCCUCAGCUUUGUUCCGGGAUUGGAUGUGAUGGCUACACAGGGCUCCCGGCUGAUCUUGAUCUACUUGCAUCGGUGACCUCUCUCUUUCCCCUCCUCCGUUUCUUGCCUUUUGUCUCGUUCUUAUCUGUAGAUGGCUAUGUGAUCCAUUCUUGGGCAGCUCCAGACCAGCUGCAGAUAGUCAACAAUCCCAAAGCAAGCAAGUCACUGACAGCCGGAUCGAAGAUGCCGAUCGUGAGGACCGAUCAUGAGAACGCGGAUCAUCCAUCUAAGCAAGACUUGUCACCUUUCGCCUCCCGUCCUGUGAGGGGGUCGGCCAAUAGCACAACUGCAGCUGCUGCGCACCCCAACCAAGUAGAUGCAGCCAAAUCGGUUGCAGAUGGACAGAUCCGAGGCGGGGCACCACUAACUCUCCAUCAAACGAAGGCUCAGUGGCUCAACAAUCACGCCUUUGUGCAACCGAAAGGGUUACACUUCAGGGUACUGUGUACGAGGGCAUCUCCUGCAGAAAUGGGUAUGGGCCAGGAAUCCGGAGAUACUGCCAUGGUGGGGGGUUCAAUCCGACAGAUGCUUGAUGGGGAGCUGAGGAGUGAUCCGGCUAGUGACUCGGAUACGAGAGAGGCCGUGGUGGUUAGCAGAAAAGCAAAGCAGGCCAAUGAUGGCAAGAAGAGGAAUGCACCGGUCCAAUGCAUUGCUGAUCGGAGAUUACACGAUAAUCUUAGGUCAUUGGACCAAGCCAUGUUCUAG